UUAGUUUUACUUACUUUCAUUUCUUGAAUCUCUCACAUUCAAUGCUCUCUUGUCUCUCUCUCUCUCUCUCUCUGCAAAUUCUUUCGAUGAUUGAAUUGACAUUUCAAUCGUAAAUCUCGACGGUGCUCUCCAAGAUUUUCGAUUCUCGCGAGCACAUGGACUCUCCUGUUGGGGGCUUGAGGGAUGCAUCUAUUAUAGUUCUUACAUUGGACACUGGUGAAGUACAUAUCAUUGCCAGCUUGUCUUCCAGGACUGACACUCAGGUCAUAUAUGUUGAUCCAACAACUGGUGCAUUGUGCUACAAAGGAAAGCUGGGUGUAGACAUUUUUAAAUCUGAAAAAGAGGCUUUCAAUUGCAUUACAAAUGGAUCACGAUGGCUGUGUAAGAGUGUGGUAUAUGCCAGGGCGAUAUUGGGUUAUGCUGCCCUGGGAAACUUUGGUUUGCUUCUUGUUGCAACAAAGUUAACUGCCAGCAUUCCGAAUCUGCCUGGUGGAGGGUGUGUAUAUACGGUGACUGAGAGCCAGUGGAUCAAGAUAUCACUUCAAAAUCCCCAACAGCAAGGAAAAGGAGAAGUGAGGAAUGUUCAAGAAUUGACUGAGCUUGAUAUUGAUGGGAAAUACUACUUUUGUGAGACAAGAGACAUCACUCGGCCUUUCCCGAGCCGUAUGUCCUUACAAAACCCUGACGAUGAAUUUGUUUGGAAUGGAUGGUUUUCACUGCCUUUCAAAAACAUUGGGCUGCCACAACAUUGUGUCACUCUGCUACAGGGGUUUGCAGAAUGUCGAAAUUUUGGAAGCUUAGGUCAGCUAGAAGGGAUUGUUGCUUUGACAGCUCGUCGUAGCAGACUGCAUCCUGGUACUCGAUACUUGGCUAGGGGUCUAAAUUCAUGUUUUAGCACAGGUAAUGAAGUUGAGUGUGAGCAACUUGUAUGGAUCCCCAAAAGGGCUGGUCAGAGUGUUCCGUUUAACACUUACAUUUGGAGACGUGGAACCAUUCCAAUCUGGUGGGGAGCAGAAUUGAAGAUCACUGCUGCAGAAGCAGAAAUAUAUGUUUCAGAUGAUCCUUAUAAAGGAAGCUUACAGUAUUAUCAGAGGUUGAGUAAAAGGUAUGAUGCUCGAAAUUUAGAUGUAGGUGUUGGGGGGAGUCAGAAUAGAAAAGCUCUGGUUCCAAUUGUAUGCAUCAAUUUGCUUAGGAAUGGAGAAGGAAAGUCAGAGUCCAUUCUAGUUCAGCAUUUUGAGGAAUCUUUGAAUUAUAUCAAAUCAACUGGAAAACUCACUUAUACUCGCAUCCAUUUAAUAAAUUAUGAUUGGCAUGCCAGUACAAAGUUAAAAGGUGAACAACAAACAAUUGAAGAAUUGUGGAAACUUUUAAAAGCACCCACUGUAUCUAUAGGCAUUUCUGAAGGGGAUUAUUUGCCUUCACGACAACGGAUUAAGGAUUGCAGAGGUGAAAUCAUAUAUAAUGAUGACUAUGAAGGUGCCUUCUGCUUAAGAUCACAUCAAAAUGGAGUGAUACGUUUCAACUGUGCUGAUUCUCUGGAUAGAACCAAUGCUGCUAGUUAUUUUGGCUCCCUCCAAGUUUUUGUGGAGCAAUGCAGGCGGCUGGGAAUAUCUCUUGAUAGUGAUCUGGCAUUAGGUUAUCAGUUGAAUAAUUAUGGUGGAUAUAUUGCUCCAUUGCCACCGGGUUGGGAAAAACGAUCUGAUGCUGUGACAGGGAAAACAUAUUAUAUUGAUCAUAAUACUAAGACCACAACUUGGAUGCAUCCCUGCCCAGAUAAACCUUGGAAGAGAUUUGACAUGACGUUCGAGGAAUUCAAGCGAUCAACAAUACUUUCACCAGUAUCUCAGCUAGCUGAUAUCUUUUUGCUGGCUGGUGAUAUUCAUGCGACACUCUAUACUGGUUCUAAAGCUAUGCAUAGCCAAAUCCUUAGCAUAUUUAAUGAAGAUGCUGGAAAGUUUAAACAGUUUUCUGCAGCACAGAAUAUGAAAAUUACUUUGCAGAGAAGAUAUAAAAAUGCAGUUGUGGAUAGCUCUCGUCAAAAGCAGUUUGAGAUUUUUCUUGGAAUGAGGCUUUUCAAGCAUCUUCCAUCAAUUCCCCUUCAACCCCUGAAUGUACUCUCACGACCAUCUGGUUUCUUUCUUAAGCCAGUUCCCAGCAUGUUUUCGACUGCUGAUGGUGGAGCCAGUCUUUUGAGUUUCAAAAGAAAAGACCUAAUCUGGGUUUGUCCACAGGCUGCAGAUGUGGUUGAACUUUUUAUCUAUCUUGGGGAGCCUUGCCAUGUUUGUCAGCUUCUUCUCACAAUAUCUCAUGGUGCAGAUGAUGCUACUUAUCCAUCAACAGUUGACAUAAGGACAGGCUGUUGUCUAGAUAAGCUUAAACUGGUUUUGGAGGCUGCUUUCAUACCUCAGUGCGUAAAUGGGACAAACCUCAUCAUACCCUUACCUGGGCCAAUUAGUGCAGAAGAUAUGGCUAUUACUGGAGCAAGUGCACGCCUUCAUGCUCAGGAUACAUCAAGUAUUUCAUUUUUGUAUGAUUUUGAAGAACUAGAGGGUGAAUUGGACUAUCUUACUCGUGUAGUUGCACUCACAUUUUAUCCUGCCGUUUCUGGAAACCCUGUGACUCUCGGUGAGAUCGAGAUCCUUGGAGUUUCGCUUCCUUGGAAAGGCAUAUUUACUAAUGAAGGCUCUGGUGCGAGAUUAAUUGAGCUGGCCAAAAAAAGUCAGAAGGAAACCAACCCCUUUAUGUCCACUUCAGAAUCUAAUCCAUUUUUGGGCAUUUUAAAAAAUGAAAAUGUGACACCAUCAGUGCAACCAAGCGCUUCUACUGACCUCUGGGCAGACCUUUUGACUGGAGAGGACCCGUUUUUGGAACCCAUCUCUCAACCAGCAAUAGGAAAUGUUGAUAAUGAGGGAAGUGACUUGCUUGAUUUCUUAGACCAAUCUGUUGUUGAAUUUCAUGGUGCUCAAAAUGAUCAUUCAGAUUCUUCAUCACAAGAUGUACGACCUUCAGAUAGUAGCUCCCAGCAGUACAUUACUUGUCUGAAAUCCCUUAUGGGGCCAAAUAUGGAAAGGAAACUAGACUUCAUAGAAGCUAUGAAACUUGAAAUUGAACGCUUCAGGCUGAAUCUUUCUGCUGCUGAAAGGGAUAGAACUUUGUUAUCAGUUGGAAUUGAUCCUGCUACUAUAAAUCCAAAUUUUUUGCUCGAUGACUCUCAAAUAGGAAGAUUAUGCAAAGUUGCAAACACCCUUGCACUGCUUGGUCAAACUUCCCUUGAAGACAAAAUUACCGCUGCUAUUGGUCUUGACACUACUGAUGAUAAUGUAAUAGAUUUCUGGAAUAUUGCUGGAAUUGGGGAAUCUUGUUCUGGUGGCCUCUGUGAAGUGCAUGCUGAAACCAAAGCAUCAAUACGUACAUCCUCAUCAGUGUCAUCUGCAUCAUCUGCAGGAGGUUCACAACCUGUCUUGUUAUGUUCUCAGUGUGAAAGAAAGGUUUGUAAAGUUUGUUCUGCUGGCAGAGGAGCUCUUCUGCUUGCGGGCUCUAUCUCAAGGGAGGUUUCAUACAACGGUGUAUCUAGCCAGAGUGGAUCAAGCCAUGGCAGUCAAAUUGAUUUCUCUUCAAAUCGUUCAGUAGCACUGGAUGGUGUUCUUUGCAAACAAUGCUGCCAUGAAAUUGUGCUUAAUGCAUUGAUCUUGGACUAUGUCAGGGUGUUAAUUAGUUUGCGAAGAAGUGCCCGUGCAGACAGUGCUGCAUAUAAAGCUUUGAACCAGGUGGUAGGAUCAUCCAGGAGGGAUCAUCUUCCUGAAAGAACUCAGUCUUUUGAUUCCCAGAGAGCUGUUAAAGUCCUAAGACAUUUACUUAAUGGAGGGGAAUCCCUUGCUGAAUUUCCUUCUGCCAGUUUUUUACACUCGGUUGAGACAGCGGCAGAUUCGGCACCAUUUUUGUCAUUGCUUGCUCCAUUAGAUUCUGUAUCACAGCAUUCAUAUUGGAAAGCUCCUCCAAGUACGACCUGUGUUGAAUUCUGUGUUGUUCUUGGUACUCUUUCUGAUGUCAGUGGGGUAAUCUUGCUUGUUAGUCCAUGUGGCUAUUCAGAGGUUGACACUCCCACGGUACAAAUCUGGGCUAGCAAUAAAAUACACAAGGAAGAAAGGUCAUGCACGGGAAAAUGGGAUGUUCAAUCUCUAAUCACUUCUUCACCAGAGUUUUAUGGACCAGAAAAGUUGGGUAGAGAGGAUAAAGCACCUAGACAUGUAAAAUUUGACUUCAGGAAUCCCGUUCGGUGCCGCAUUAUUUGGAUAACCCUACGUCUACAGCGACCUGGUUCAAAUUCUGUUAACUUUGGGAAAGACUUCAACCUUUUGUCUCUAGAUGAAAACCCUUUUGCACAAGUAAAUCGUCGUGCCUCUUUCGGAGGAUCAGUUGAAAGUGACCCUUGUCUUCAUGCCAAAAGGAUUCUUGUAGUUGGAAAGAAAGUGAUGGGGCUCACAUCAUCACCUCAAGUCCCUGACCAAGUGAAUUUGAAAAACUGGUUGGAGAGACCACCGCGAUUAAACAGAUUCAAGGUUCCAAUUGAGGCUGAGAGGCUGUAUGACAGUGAUCUUACCUUGGAGCAGUAUCUGUCUCCUGCUUCACCUUUGCUUGCUGGGUUUCGUCUGGAUGCUUUCACCACAAUAAAGCCUCGGGUUACCCAUUCACCCUCAUCAGAUAUCCAUGAUACAUCAUUGACAUUUUUGGAAGACAGAUAUAUCUCUCCAGCUGUGCUGUAUAUACAAGCAUCUUUUCUCCAGGAACCUAAUAGCAUGGUAACAAUUGCGGAAUAUCGACUGCCAGAGGCUAAGGCGGGAACAGCAAUGUACUUUGAUUUCCCUAGGCAGAUACAAACCAGACGAAUUUCAUUCAAAAUUCUUGGAGAUGUUGCCGCAUUUACAGAUGACCCUACAGAACAAGAUGAUUCUAGUCUUAGAGCUCCAUUAUUGGCAUCUGGGUUGUCAUUAUCUAAUAGAAUUAAGGUGUAUUACUAUGGUGAUCCUUAUGAACUUGGGAAAUGGGCUAGUCUUUCAGCUGUUUGAAUGGUUAUUUAGACACACGUAGAAAAGGGUUAGGGGAUUGAUUGGGAUUGGUUGUGGUUGUUAUAUAGUUCAUUUUUUGUUGUUGUAAUAUCAGUAUGUAACAUUAUAUUCAUUGAUGUAAUAAUAUCAAAGUCGUGAAAUCAGAGUA
Molecule: messenger RNA, 5214 nt
Organism: Quercus lobata
Lineage: Eukaryota; Viridiplantae; Streptophyta; Magnoliopsida; Fagales; Fagaceae
Gene: SAC9
Product: sacI homology domain-containing protein / WW domain-containing protein
Exons: 13
Coding region: 156-5066 (1636 amino acids)
Molecular function (GO): phosphatase activity; protein binding
Source: RefSeq, a predicted model, not a curated record